Messenger RNA from Heterostelium album PN500, 240 nucleotides. RefSeq lists its product as uncharacterized. NCBI's taxonomy places the organism in Eukaryota, Evosea, Eumycetozoa, Acytosteliales, Acytosteliaceae. The transcript has 2 exons. Bases 1 to 240 code for a protein of 79 amino acids. The record is from RefSeq and is a predicted model, not a curated record.
AUGUUGUCAAAUGCAGAGUCCAGUCGUCCAGUAUGCUACUACUGCAGUCUUGUUCUACCAGCGACUUGUGAAUGUUAUAGGCGAUCGAGAAGAUCGAUGACAGCGACUGCAGAUAAUCUCUAUACUUUUGCGAUGGCAGUAUCUGUGUUCGAACUUUGGCAUCCUGUAGCUUUAUCAUUGCCAGCACAUCUACCGAUUGACUCAGUUCCUCGUGACAGUUGUAAAGAGCAGUUCCACUAA